AUAACGUUUGCAAACAUGGGUAUCGCCAUGUUGGAGCCGUCCCUACCAAUGUGGAUGUCGGACACAAUGGGCGCACCCGAAUGGGAGCAAGGUGUUGCCUUUUUACCCGCAAGCAUUUCGUAUUUGAUAGGAACAAAUGUAUUUGGUUUACUGGCUCAUAAAAUAGGCAGAUGGCUCACUGCUCUACUCGGAAUGUUGAUGAUCGGAUUUCUUAUGAUCGCAAUUCCAUUUGCCAAGAAUAUAUUCCAUUUAAUAGUGCCGCAUAUUGCUGUAGGUUUUGGAAUUGGAAUGGUGGAUUCAUCCAUGAUGCCGCUAAUGGGUCAUUUGGUGGAUUUGCGUCAUGUGUCUGUUUACGGUAGCGUCUACGCCAUUGCAGAUGUGGCAUUUUGUUUGGGAUUUGCUGUCGGUCCUGCCGUAAGUGGGGCCAUUGUGAGAUGCGUAGGAUUUCAGGGGAUGAUUUGGGUGAUUUCCACAGUAAAUAUCUUAUACGCUCCGACAAUGCUGUUUCUUCGGAAUCCACCUGUCAAAGAGGAGAAAAUGUCGCUGGUGAUGAAUGAACAAUGUCCAGUACAAUAUGUGACGUACAACCAAAGUAAACGGGAUACGACAUCAGAAGACGAUGAGGGCGGCUACUGAGAGGGUGUGGCCGCAGACUGUCCGCCGUACCCUGUUGUGCUUUCACUGAGGCGAAGGGGGUUGGGGAGAAUUCGAAUAACGAUGGUUAUAAAUGAAUGUCAACCACAACAAUAG
Octopus sinensis (East Asian common octopus) is the source of this 750-nucleotide messenger RNA. RefSeq names its product synaptic vesicular amine transporter. Bases 16 to 636 code for a protein of 206 amino acids. The transcript has 8 exons. Gene Ontology annotation, cellular component: terminal bouton; synaptic vesicle membrane. Gene Ontology annotation, biological process: aminergic neurotransmitter loading into synaptic vesicle; transmembrane transport. NCBI's taxonomy places the organism in Eukaryota, Metazoa, Mollusca, Cephalopoda, Octopoda, Octopodidae. Gene Ontology annotation, molecular function: serotonin:sodium:chloride symporter activity. The record is from RefSeq and is a predicted model, not a curated record.